This is a messenger RNA of Syngnathoides biaculeatus (alligator pipefish), 3673 nucleotides long. RefSeq names its product growth factor receptor-bound protein 14 (gene grb14). Gene Ontology annotation, cellular component: plasma membrane; cytoplasm. The record is from RefSeq and is a predicted model, not a curated record. Bases 424 to 2010 code for a protein of 528 amino acids. The transcript is spliced from 15 exons. NCBI's taxonomy places the organism in Eukaryota, Metazoa, Chordata, Actinopteri, Syngnathiformes, Syngnathidae. Gene Ontology annotation, biological process: negative regulation of insulin receptor signaling pathway; insulin receptor signaling pathway.
GCAAAUAAUGUUGAAUAAACCUGAACUACACACGUUGUUGUAGUCCGUGUUAUAAAGCAAUAAAGCUUUUAUCAUUUCGACAGCUCCCAUAGAAGUCAUUGGUGCAUGUGUACAACGCGACAGGUUUUUCCUGCAUGAACUGCUGAAAUCGGACACUGCAAACAGUCAAGUGUACAAUCAGCAAGGUGUGCGAUACAUUUCACAAUUUCACAUUGCACCGAAGGCGCCUGAGAACUCUUCCCUCUGUCGCUGUCCACCGCCGACGAGGUGAUGAGAGUACUUGGACUUCGGCGGGGAACACCACUUAGAGGAACGAGGUAUGUGAGCUUUCCAUUUCAGGGCCGGCGGGAGAAAUACCGUCCAAGUCGCUGAACCGCACUGGAAAUCAUAAGAUGAUGAUGCCUUGGAUUUAAGUGUGGUGAUAUGAAUAACGCAUUGGAUGACAUAUCUGGAAGCCUUGGAGCCAAAGCGCAGAUUUACCAAAGUGGCCGGAGUAAUGGGAGCGAGGCUCUCGUCUCCUUGCGAGAGCCUUUACUGACACCAAAUGUCAAGAGGACUUCACCUUGCCAAGGCAACAGGUUUAAAAUAGAUACCAGUGAAGUUUUGCCUGGUCCACCGUCUUUUGCUGAAGGUCUUGCUCCAAAUCUCUCGCACUCUGCCCCCGACUCUUUACUACCUUGGACCAAAACAAGUGCAACUCAGGUAAUUAAGAUUUAUAAUGAAGAUAACAACAGCAGAGCGGUAGAGGUCCCCAGUGACAUUGUUGCCCGUGACAUAUGUCAACUGUUUGCCUUGAAGAGCCAGUGCAUCGAUGAACACAGCUUGACUCUUUACGAGCACCUCUCUCAUCUGGGAAUAGAGAGAACCAUUGAGGACCAUGAGUCAAUUAUGGAGGUAAUAUCCAGCUGGGGAAUGGAUGCGGACAACCGGCUCAAUUUUAGGAAAAAUUAUGCAAAAUAUGAGUUUUUCAGGAAGCCCUUGGACUUCUUCCCUGACCACAUGGUCUCCAUAUCUGGUGAGGCCAAUGGGGGGGUGGAUCACUCUCAACUUGUACAGAUCUUUCUCAGUGCCAGCACUUGCCCAGAGAUUCAUGGAUAUCUCCACACCAAGGAGCUCGGCAAGAAGUCCUGGAAGAAGUUGUACUUUAUCUUGCGGAGGUCAGGGCUUUAUGUCUCCAGUAAGGGAACUUCUAAGGACCCGUGGCACCUUCAUUUCAUCGCUGACUUCACUGACUCAAACGUCUACACACUGUUGUCAGCCAAAAAAGCACACGGGGCUCCCACUGAAUUUGGCUUCUGCGUUAAGUCAACCAAGUGCACGUCAUCCCGGGAUAUGAAGCUCCUGUGUGCAGAUGACGAGCAGACCAGGACGUGCUGGAUCACAGCCGUGCGAUUGUUCAAGUAUGGAAUGCAACUGUACCAAAACUUCAUGCAGCCACACCAGAAACAAAAAUCUUCCCCAAUGUGUGUUAAAGUGAUACCUGAGGAGUCAUUUCAGCGGAGCAUCUCAGAAAACUCCCUAGUGGCCAUGGACUUCUCGGGGCAGAAGACCCGGGUGAUUGAAAACCCCUCGGAGGUUCUCUCUGUGGCUGUGCAGGAAGGCCUGACAUGGAGGAGGAAAAGUUGCCACCGUCUGAGUGCACAUGGAAGCCCUUCAGCAUCCCAGAGCUCACUAAAUAUAGCUCUCCAUUUAGCACAGCCCUGGUUCCACGGCAAGGUUUCCCGGGAUGAAGCUCAGCGUCUGAUCACUCAGCAGGGUCCAGUUGAUGGGCUAUUUCUUUUGAGAGACAGUCAGAGCAACCCCAAAACAUUUGUACUGUCACUGUGCCACAUGCAAAAAGUCAAACACUUCCAAAUCUUACCUGUCGAUGACGCAGGCGAGUUAUCCUACAGCCUCGACGACGGCCACACGCGCUUCUCGGACUUGAUUCAGCUGGUGGAGUUUUACCAGCUGAACCGGGGGGUGCUGCCCUGCAAACUCAAACAGCACUGUACCGGGACCACCCUGUGACAACCGGGAGGGACCACUGCCGUGGAGGCCUCGCAGGGACCUCCUCUCAGAGGCCUCUUUUCUGGCCACUUACCCGCAGUGAUCUUGUGCACGGAAGCAAAAUUGUGCAAAGACCCGAGAAGCUUGCAAGGUGCGUCGUCCAAUGGCUAAAAGAGCAACAUUUGACACCAUUUAUAUGUCAGCUCUUACUGUAUAAUAUGAAAUGAUUAUAUUUUAUAAUUAUUAAAAUAAGCAUGCAUUUUUGUGCAAAGGAUGGAAGAUAUUUUCCCCCUUUUGUUUUAUAUUCAAAGUGUAUUGGUAAAAAAAACAAACGAAAAAAGCUUUAUAAUAAGAAAAAUUACAAUCUUUGAAUGAUCUUUUUGUCCCGCACUCAUAUUUUUUCCAGUUGUAAUGAAUAACCGAACAGUGAAUGUCAUCUUAAUUGUAAUAAAUUGUAAUAAUUUUUUUUUUGUGUGAUGUGUUGUGACAAGUGCAAGGUAGGAUUUCUGUUCUUUCAGCGUCGUUGUGGCCCACAGUAGGGCAAGGAAGCGGAUUUGGUUAACGGACUGGGUGUUCGAAAUGCAUCAAGGCAAUCCGCUCAUCCGAGAAUUGAAUAAAUGGCAAUAAAAAAUGGAAAAAAUAGAGUAAAAUAUCAAUACAUUAUAGUGAUAGUAUAAUGAAAUAUAUACAUAUCCUGAAUACCAUUAACAAAUAUGUAUUCGAUAUAAUUGCACAAUGAUACUGUAUAUACAAGUGCACACAUACAACUACAUGUUAAAACAGUAACUGAAUUCAUUUCAGGAGCUCAAUGCAAAAAGGCAAAGUCGCAUAUUUUAUAUACCGUAAUUCCCGGUCUACAGAGCGCACCUGGUUAUAAGCCUCAUCCAGUACAUUUAUAAAGGAAAUACCAUUUGGAACAUACAUACACCGCAGCUGUGUAAAAGCCGUAAGUGCCCACAUUGAAGCCCACACUGAAACCCACGUUGAAAAACGAGAUAUUUACAAAGAAAGAUAGUACACAGAGUUUAACGCUAGUGCUGCCACGCUAAUGGUAACGCUAGCGCCACACUAACAGGGCCGAUUAAAAAAAAAUAAAAAUCACGGCAGUAACACGGUAGCGCAGCGCUGACAUCGCUGGACCGGUAAAAGACACUUCCUCGGCACAUAUAUUCCACCCCCUUCUCACUCUAACCUUUUCCGCUCGAGUGCCCCCUUGUGGCCGUAGGAAAAAAUGCACAAAUUAGCCGCAUCACUGCAUAAAUCGCAGGCUUGAAAGCGUGUGGAAAAAAGUCGGGGCUUAUUGGCCGGAAAUUACGGUAUGCAAACGGUGGACUUCUGCGUUGUGUAGUUUUAAAGACCACGUUGUGAUACAUGAUUAAUCUUGGAGGCAAUCUCCAUUUAUUUGAAAUGGCUGCCGUAAACAAGGCAAAAUAAACUCUGACUUUUUCAUUUCUGUAGCUUCAAGCUAGGACCUAGACAACUGUAACAAAUAUAUCAUCCUCUACACAUACUAGAACGUGCAAACACACUUCAACCAUUAUGUAAUUUACCUAAACGUACAUCGUCGAAAAGAGGAGGGGGUGAAGACUGUCGCGGUACUUAUUACGGGAUGGUGUGUCCCCUCUAAGUAUACAUAGGGGUUCAGGGGCGGUACUUAAUUGCAACAUUCCACUCAGAGUUAAUA